AUGCCCUCGACCUUUCGCUGCCCGAGCUCGACCGAGUGCUUGGACGAGCUCAAGGACCUCAUGGCCAACCUCGAGCUCAAGGACGUCCCUGUUGUGGUACAGGCUGAGCGCCCGCUGCAAUUUCUGUUCCUCGGUUCGACGCUUGGCGACUUUGAGCGCGAGGACGCCCCGCCAUUCCUCAGGCAGCUUCCUCUGCGCCCUGGCGACACGCCUUUACUCGGCCUGGACGGACCGCCGGUCCCCGGACCCGAAGGGUGCAACAAGGUCGAGCUAGCAUACAAUGAUUCUACCGAGUACAACUGGGCUUUUGUGGGGAACGCGUGGGACGUAGUCCGCGCCGAGCUUGGCCUUGUCCCCGAUCACGAAGGGAUCGAGGUCACGGGGCGCUACAACGAAAUCAUGGGCUGCUACUAG
Molecule: messenger RNA, 414 nt
Organism: Cutaneotrichosporon cavernicola
Lineage: Eukaryota; Fungi; Basidiomycota; Tremellomycetes; Trichosporonales; Trichosporonaceae
Exons: 2
Coding region: 1-414 (137 amino acids)
Source: RefSeq, a predicted model, not a curated record